AUGGCCUCAGCAUUCUCCCGCCUGGGCCUGGCCACCCUCUUCCUUGGCUUUGCAGCGGCCCAGCGCCAGAUCGGACCGGCCGAAAAUCAUCCGGCCCUGACGACAUGGCGUUGCACCAAGGCCGGCGGCUGCACUGAGGUCAAUAACUUCAUCGUCCUCGACUCCCUCGCCCACAACGUCUACCAGGAAGCUAACGGCGCUUCUUGCGGCUCCUGGGGCAACCCGCCCAACGCGACGGCGUGUCCGACGAAGGAGGCUUGCGCCGAGAACUGCGUCCAGGAGGGCCUCGAUGACUACAGCCGUGUGGGCGUCACCACCGAUGGUAGUGCCAUGACCAUGUACCAACUUCGAAACGGCGCUCAGGUGUCUCCACGCGUGUAUCUUCUUGAUUCUUCCAAGGAGAGGUACGAGAUGAUGCACUUGACGGGCAAGGAGUUCACCUUCGAUGUGGAUGUUUCGAAGCUUCCGUGCGGUAUGAACAGCGCGCUGUAUACCUCCGAGAUGGAGGCUGAUGGCGGAAAGAGCGCACUCAACAAGGGAGGCGCUUUUCACGGAACGGGAUACUGCGAUGCGCAGUGCUAUACCACGCCGUUCAUCAACGGCGAGGCCAACAUUGAGGGCUAUGGGGCAUGCUGCAAUGAGAUGGAUAUUUGGGAGGCCAACUCGCGGGCGGCACAUUUGGCACCACACCCUUGCAACCAGACCGGAGUAUACCUUUGCGAGGGCGAAGACUGUGCUUUUGAAGGUGUCUGCGACAAGAACGGCUGUGCCUGGAACCCGUACCGGGUCAACACCCCGGAAACAUACGGCCGCGGCCCGGACUUCAAGGUAGAUACCACGCGCCCCUUUACCGUGAUCACGCAGUUCCCCGCCAACGAGGCCGGCGUUCUCACCGAGAUUCACCGGCUGUACAUCCAGGACGGGCGUUUGAUCCGCAGCGAGGUGGUCAACAACCCGGACCUGCCGCAGGUCAACUACCUCAACGACGAGUUCUGCGAGGCGACGGGGUCCCGUCGGUUCAUGGACCUCGGCGCGCACCAAGAAAUGGGCGAGUCGUUUGACCGCGGCAUGGUUCUCGCGUUCAGCAUCUGGUGGGACGAAGGCGGCGGUAUGAGGUGGCUGGACGGCGCACCCGAGGCCGGACCGUGCGAUCAGACGGAGGGUUUCCCGGCGAACGUGGUCAAGGUCGAGCCAAACCCUGUCGUGACGUUUAGCAACAUCAAGUGGGGAGAGCUCGGGUCGACGUUCAAGCCUCAGUGCAAGAACAAGCCUAGGAACUUGUGA
Molecule: messenger RNA, 1284 nt
Organism: Colletotrichum spaethianum
Lineage: Eukaryota; Fungi; Ascomycota; Sordariomycetes; Glomerellales; Glomerellaceae
Product: endoglucanase 1
Exons: 4
Coding region: 1-1284 (427 amino acids)
Biological process (GO): carbohydrate metabolic process
Molecular function (GO): hydrolase activity, hydrolyzing O-glycosyl compounds
Source: RefSeq, a predicted model, not a curated record